Molecule: messenger RNA, 3220 nt
Organism: Prinia subflava (tawny-flanked prinia)
Lineage: Eukaryota; Metazoa; Chordata; Aves; Passeriformes; Cisticolidae
Gene: MTMR1
Product: myotubularin related protein 1
Exons: 16
Coding region: 139-2145 (668 amino acids)
Biological process (GO): phosphatidylinositol dephosphorylation
Cellular component (GO): cytoplasm; membrane
Molecular function (GO): phosphatidylinositol-3,5-bisphosphate 3-phosphatase activity; phosphatidylinositol-3-phosphate phosphatase activity
Source: RefSeq, a predicted model, not a curated record
GGCCUCUGGGAAGGCGCCGCCGCCAGGUGACAGCCCUCGGCGCUGCCGGGGCCCCAGCGGGCCGGGCUGAGGCGGCCGGGCCGGGGCGCCGCGGAGGGCCGGGAGUCCGCCCGCCAUCCCGGCGGCGCGGCCGGAGCCAUGGAGCGGGCGGCGGCGGCGGCAGGCCCGGCGGUAGAAGGCGGCGGCGUCACCCGGCGAGCCGUGCGGGCGGGGGGCGCCGCGGCGGCGGGCGCGGGGUCGCGGCAGCCCAGCACCGAGACCCUGGACAGCCCGACUGGAUCCCACGUGGAAUGGUGUAAACAGCUGAUAGCUGCAACCAUUUCCAGUCAGAUUUCAGGGUCUGUCCCAACAGAAGGUGUGUCCAGAGACUACAGGGUGUACAGGAGGCCAGGUGUACGGGCACUGCGGGAUGGAAACAAAGUGGCACAGAUGGAAGAGGCUCCACUUUUUCCUGGAGAAUCAAUCAAAGUUAUUGCUAAGGAUGUGAUGUACAUCUGUCCAUUCAUGGGAGCUGUCAGCGGUACACUCACAGUGACAGACUUCAGGAUGUUCAUCAAAAGUGUGGAGAGGGAUCCACCUUUUGUUGUUGAUGUUCCCCUUGGAGUCAUAAGUAGGGUUGAAAAAAUUGGAGUACAGAGCCAUGGAGACAAUUCAUGUGGUAUAGAAAUAGUUUGCAAGGAUAUGAGAAAUUUGCGGCUGGCCUAUAAACAGGAAGAGCAGAACAGACUGGAGAUCUUUGAAAACCUUGUAACACGUGCAUUUCCUGUUUCUAAUGGGCUGCCUCUUUUUGCAUUCAGCUAUAAAGAAAAGUUUGCUGUUAAUGGCUGGAAAGUGUAUGAUCCAAUGGCAGAAUAUAAGAGGCAGGGCCUGCCCAAUGAGAGUUGGAAAAUCUCCAAAAUUAACAGCACCUAUGAGCUUUGUGACACAUAUCCUGCUGUUCUUGUUGUGCCAACCAGUGUGAAGGAUGAUGACCUCUCAAAAGUGGCAGCAUUUAGAGCAAAAGGGAGAGUUCCUGUGUUAUCCUGGAUUCAUCCUGAGAGCCAAGCAACAAUCACACGGUGCAGCCAGCCAUCAGUUGGCCCAAAUGAUAAACGUUGCAAGGAGGAUGAAAAAUAUUUGCAGACAAUAAUGGAUGCCAAUGCUCAGUCACAUAAACUUAUCAUCUUCGAUGCCAGGCAGAACAGUGUUGCAGAUACAAACAAGGCUAAAGGUGGAGGAUAUGAGAGUGAAAGUGCCUACCCCAACGCAGAGCUGGUCUUUCUGGAGAUUCACAAUAUCCAUGUCAUGAGGGAAUCCCUGAGGAAACUCAAAGAAAUUGUUUAUCCCACUAUUGAUGAGACUCGGUGGCUGUCAAACGUGGACUCCACACACUGGCUGGAAUAUAUAAGGAUGCUUCUUGCUGGAGCAGUAAGAAUUGCAGAUAAAAUAGAAUCUGGUAAAACCUCUGUAGUGGUGCACUGCAGCGAUGGCUGGGACCGAACUGCACAGCUCACUGCCCUGGCCAUGCUGAUGCUGGACAGCUAUUACAGGACCAUCAAGGGCUUUGAAGUUCUUGUAGAGAAGGAAUGGAUAAGUUUUGGACAUCGAUUUGCAAUGCGAGUGGGACACGGAGAUGAUGAUCAUGCAGAUGCUGACAGAUCUCCCAUUUUCCUGCAGUUCAUUGACUGUGUUUGGCAAAUGACAAAGCAGUUUCCUGCAGCCUUUGAAUUCAAUGAGUUAUUUUUGAUCACCAUUCUGGAUCACCUUUAUAGUUGUCUCUUUGGGACUUUCUUAUGCAACUGUGAAAAAGAGAGAUUAAAAGAGGAGCUGAGCACAAAGACUGUAUCCCUGUGGUCCUACAUAAACAGCCAGCUGGAGGAAUUCACCAAUCCCUUCUAUGUCAACUAUGAAAACCACGUCCUGUAUCCCGUUGCCAGCCUGAGCCACCUGGAGCUGUGGGUGAGCUACUACAUCAGGUGGAACCCCAGGAUGCGCCCUCAGGUUCCAAUCCACCAAAACCUCAAGGAGCUCCUGGCCAUCAGGACAGAGCUGCAGAAGAAGGUGGAGGAUUUGCAGCGAGAGGCUGCCACACGCUCCAUCUCCUCCUCCUCUGACAGAGGCUCCUCUCCCUCCCACUCUGCCACGCCCGUGCACACCUCCGUGUGAUGUGAGCAAAAGCCAUGUGAAAAACCAGUGUCAGGCAACACAGAGAGGGUGAAACGCUUCUCCCAUCCCAACAGGACUGUGAGUGACCUGGAAUUGCUGUGCUCUACAUGCCUUACUCUGUGUCUGAUGCUAUCACCAUGAGGCCAAAAAAGAGCUUCAGUGGAUGUGAUGUGUUUUCUUGUUGGCAGUUCCCACGUGUGUUUUGACACUCUAGCUAAGUCACCAAUUGUGAAAUUAAACUUUGUUUUGAGCAACUAACAAUUUAACCAUUCUAAAAAGGAAUCCAUCUGCCAAGCAGACAGAAAAAUGCCUCACACACUGUCUGGAGUACUCUGCCUGGUUGAGAGAAUCAGAUGAAAUGCUUACACAGAACACAAAAUGUCUUUCUGAAUGGGAGCUCCUUAUUUCACUCAGUUACACUUUUUAAUUUUUUUUUCUAGAGCAAUUUAUUUUUUUUAGGUAACGCACUUCGAAAUUGAUUUUAAAAUAAAUGUUUUCCAGUGUAGUCAGUUUUACAUUUCAAACUAAAUAUGCCAUUAAAAGUGGAUGAAGUCGAGCUGGAUUUAUCAAGUACGCCACACUGACUUGUAUGAUGUAAUAUAUUUGGUAAAGCACGUAUUUUAGGUUUUUUUAAUGCCUUUUGUACAAGUUGGAAUAAAGUCUUUUGACUGUUUAGCUUAUGAUUCAGUUUCACCCUCCUGAGCGAGGGGUAAACUUGCUCAUGUCAAGGUUCUUGUACAAAGUAAAAGUUUGUUUUCUAGCAAAUGGUAAUAUUUGGGGUUGGAAUGACAGCCAGCUGUGUAAAUUGUAUAGUCUGUAUAGCUCCACGUUGUGCAGUGUGUUUUGUUUUAAGUGUACACACAAAAUGCAAAGCUGUGUGCGUUUACACCCAUGUGUUUGUGAUGUUAAACAUCUGCAUCCUCCCGUGGGUUUCUGUACCUUCAGAAAAUGGAUCCUGCCUGCCCCAAACCCUUCUGAGGACCUUAACUUGCAAUGACUUUGUUUGACAAAGUUUUUUGAAUAAUAUGAUAUUGUUUUUCUUGAAAUAAAGCCUCUUGACUUUUUGUUUUUUAAA